This is a messenger RNA of Aspergillus uvarum CBS 121591, 1299 nucleotides long. Its product is annotated as putative ribosomal small subunit assembly protein. NCBI's taxonomy places the organism in Eukaryota, Fungi, Ascomycota, Eurotiomycetes, Eurotiales, Aspergillaceae. The transcript is spliced from 2 exons. Gene Ontology annotation, biological process: rRNA processing; ribosomal small subunit assembly. The record is from RefSeq and is a predicted model, not a curated record. Gene Ontology annotation, cellular component: CURI complex; UTP-C complex. Bases 222 to 1160 code for a protein of 312 amino acids.
CUCUUCCUUUCGGACGUCUCUGCUUGUCGGGGUAAGGUAGCCUUUCUCCGCCUUCCAAACUGCCGGUGCAAAAUCAUCUCCCCGCCCCAAUAGAAAAAAAAGGUACCCCGAUUACAAUUUUCUUUGGCUGCGCGUCCAUCCCAAUCUCCUGCUUCCGCUCACAUAAUUUGCGUCAAACAAUCGGGUGGUUUUGUUUCAAGUUAGGAUCUCGAAUUGCUACGAUGAAGAAAGACCUCGAGGUGGCGGGCUACGCCGUGCUGCCCCUACAGCUCCCCAAGACCUCCUCUGCAAAGGCUGCCACGCAUUACAUGUAUCUCCGCGCCCACGAGCCUCGCAUUCCGGACGAAGACACUCCUCGCUCGAUGUUCAUUGUCAACGUGCCCGUCGACACGACCGAAACUCACUUGCGCCACCUAUUCGGUACCCAGCUUUCGGCCGGCCGCGUCGAGCGCGUCCACUUCGAGUCCGUCCCCACGAAGAAGAAUCAGGCUGCGCUCCCGCAGGCAAAUAUCGGCGGCAGCAAGGCCAAGAAACGGAAGCGCGUCACCGCGGAUGAGCUGGAGUCUCAGCUGGAGGAUAUCGAACUCCCCGCGGUCUGGGACCGACCGCUCCAGAAGAGCGGAGCGCACGCCGUCGUGGUCUUUGUGGAUCAGCCCAGCAUGGAGGCCAGUCUGAAGGCUGCCCGGAAGGUCGCGCGCAAGGCGGUCAGUGGCAGCAGCAGUAAAAAAAUUGUCUGGGGGGAAGGGCUUGACGAGGACCGGGUGCCGGCUCUCGGGCUGGAGCGGUAUCUCUUCCACUCGCAGGCCCGGUACCCCAGCCGUGGAGAGUUGCUCCGCACGGUCAACGAUUUCAUGACGGUGUUCGAGCAGGUGGCUGAGAGCCGGAAGCGCGAGGCGGCGCGCAAGGCCCAGGAGCCGGACGAGGAUGGCUUCGUGACGGUCACGAGUGGACCCAAGCUGGCGGACGCGACCCACGAGGAUGAGGCCCGCGAGUUGAUCGAGAAGCAGAAGAAGAAGCAGGAGGGCCUGGAGGACUUCUACCGCUUCCAGUCCCGAGAGAAGCGGAAGGAGAGGCAACAUGAGCUGUUGCGGAAGUUCAAUGAAGAUAAGAGGAAGUUGGUGGAUCUGAAGAGGAGAAAGGGAAAAUUCACGCCCGAGUGAUUGUGUCUCUCGGCCGGGAUUUUCUACAGUCAAUUAUUCCACACAUCGUCUUGGUUUAGCGCGGCGUUAGGGAGGGAUUAAUUCCAAAAGUCGAGUCUUUCAGGUAGAUAGAAUACUGUGUUUGAGGUAGAGGCCAAUA